Messenger RNA from Epinephelus lanceolatus (giant grouper), 2948 nucleotides. RefSeq names its product ATPase H+ transporting V0 subunit b (gene atp6v0b). NCBI's taxonomy places the organism in Eukaryota, Metazoa, Chordata, Actinopteri, Perciformes, Serranidae. Gene Ontology annotation, molecular function: proton-transporting ATPase activity, rotational mechanism. Gene Ontology annotation, cellular component: proton-transporting V-type ATPase, V0 domain. The record is from RefSeq and is a predicted model, not a curated record. Gene Ontology annotation, biological process: proton transmembrane transport.
UCAAGCUGGAUCAGCUGACACCGCACAGCUUCUCCUUUUGAUGCUGUGUCUCCUCCAUCGACUGUUAGCGCUUCUCUAAACAGCAUUAUUUCGCUAUCUUGGCCUCACUGGCGUCAAAUUUAAAUAUUUGAGCCGAGGUUAUCUCGCUGUACAGCAGGUUACACCGCCGGAUAGAUGCUGCUAGAGUGGAUGAUGAACGGACACGCUAUUCUGUACACGGGGGUCACUUUGGCCUUCUGGAGCACCAUACUUAUCGUCGGUAUCUGCUACACCAUAUUUGACCUUGGAUUCCGCUUUGAUGUGGCAUGGUUCCUGACAGAGACUUCUCCUUUCAUGUGGGCCAAUCUGGGCAUUGGCUUGGCCAUCUCUCUGUCGGUGGUGGGGGCAGCCUGGGGGAUCUACAUCACUGGCUCAAGCAUCAUUGGUGGUGGUGUCAAGGCUCCACGGAUCAAAACCAAGAAUCUGGUCAGCAUCAUCUUCUGUGAAGCUGUAGCGAUCUAUGGGAUCAUCAUGGCCAUUGUAAUCAGCAACAUGGUGGAGCAUUUCACUGGAACAACCCCUGAGACCAUCGGGGCAAGGAACUACCAAGCUGGUUACUCCAUGUUCGGCGCUGGUCUGACUGUGGGCUUUUCCAACCUCUUCUGUGGCAUCUGUGUCGGCAUCGUGGGCAGCGGAGCAGCGCUGGCGGACGCCCAGAACGCCAGCCUCUUUGUCAAGAUCCUCAUUGUGGAAAUCUUUGGCAGCGCCAUCGGCCUGUUUGGUGUCAUUGUAGCCAUUCUGCAGACAUCGAAAGUAAAGAUGGGUGACUAGACGACGCACUCACACACUGAGAAGAUGCAAAGACACUGCUGGAAAAUAAGAUGGAUUAUUGUGUAAAUACGUCGUAAAUUAUUUAAAUGUCUCUAUUUGCCUGGUAUUGUUUUUAACCAUCAUUUAUGCAAGAGAGUGGUACGUGCACACCAGACUGCCUCGUCUUGAGGGAAACAUCAAUGCUGAAUAAGAGAAGUGGGAACAAAUCACCAGAUGCCAGUGUUCGGUGUGCAUUUCUUGACAUAAAUGAGCGAACCCUGCGUCUCUCCCACAGUUCAGGUCGAUGAGUAUAGCAAACAGAAUGUACACCAGUUGGUUUCAGAUCUGUUUCCUGACACCAGCCAGUCUGUAGUCUCUGAUCGAUUUGCUCUCAAAACUUGCGGAUAGUUUCAUAGAAGUUGGGGGCAUUUUCACAACAUCACUUGUCUCUGACCACUCUUGGAUGAAUGAUGAGUUAAAAAUGACAUCAGAUAUUUGAAAAUACUUGUGUGUGCGUGUGUGUGUGUAUGCUGGACACGUGAUUUUUCUUUUUCAUGUGAAGCAUGAGGGUGUUUACCAUUGUUUAUUACUGUAGCCUGGUCUGUCACUUUUUGUUUUGUAACUGUUCUUUGCUCAUAAUAAGCAAGUGGUCCUUAAUCCACGCAGCGGCCCAAAUACAGUAUUUGUCAGGCCUCCUGCUGUAGAAAUGACAGAGGGUCUAUGACGUUUCGAGCUGGAGUGCCGAUAUGGAAGCAUUAGUAAGGUCACUGGGAAAUUGGUCAUGCUCUUUGGGAGACCAAAUAGAGUCAGAUCAUAGCAGCAGAUCUGCUCUAAAUAUGUCACCCUGUCAUUCAUUUCCUUAGUUUCCCAAAAUGUUAUGGAACUCAGAUGUGUGCAUUUGAGACCAUUAAGCCUCUGGAACAUCGCUGCCAGCCAUGAAUUCCUUGUUUACCCCAGAGUGUCCUCUGUUUUUUAAGUUUUAACCAGGUUUCUUUUCAGUAGUUUUUACAGUUGGACGUGAAAGUGGAUUGUUCUGUGUUGUCUGGAAGGAAGGCGAAAGAUUGUGGAUACCCAAAGCUUUUCUUUUAACUUGCAAGGCAACAGCGAUGACCUUAUCUUGGGCAGGAAAGAGAGGAGUCCCUCAGUUAACAGUAUUACAUUACACUUCGUAGUAACUGUUACUGUUUGCUGUGGCAUCACCAUCGUCGUACUAGAGGGGAACACGAUGUACAAACUCGUCCUCUGGCUUCGAUUUUAUGUUAUCUCUGGUGUUCUGGCAUCCAAAAGUACGGAUUCCAUCACAUAAUCAAACAGCGUCAUGGGUACAGAGUUUUAAAUUUUCACGUUUCUUUUUUUAUUCAGAUGUCUUGUUUUGAAUGUAAGUCUUAACAUAGAAGCCCUUCAAGUCUGCGUUCCCAUGUUAUUUCCAACAUUCCUUAAAGAAGCUUAAUGUGUGUGUGUAAAUGCAAGUCCUGUUUGUGGGUAAAAAUUUGAGCCAUCGUUAAAUCUUUGUCAUCAAAGUUUCCAUGGACUUUUUAUCAGCUGGUGGCUGUGCAGUGUUUCAGCUGAUUCCUGCUGAUGCUGACUCAGUAAUCGGGGUGAAUAAAUUAUUUUUCUGAACCUUUGGCUGCCAGCUGAUAGACAAAUCGAGCUGAUAUGGGCACAGACUGCUUGCAUGGAAACACAUUUGGCAGCACUUUUUGUUCUUGAUGCAUCAUUCCAAAGUUUAAGAUGACAGACCAUGGCUUAUUGUGAAUCCUCUCAAACCUUUCCUGUAAUUUCCCCCCCUGACCCUCUUGUGGAGUUCUGAAUGAGUAUAAACGUUGAAUCUUAACGUGGGGGAAUUGUAUUGUCUGUAAUAUAAUCCAGACCCGGCAUCCCAAAGGUGUCACACAGCGGCAAGAUCAUCUUUGCCCUUACGACGGUUUCCUCUAAUAAAACCAGGAUGUAACUCCAGCGUUCCUUUGGUAAACCAGGCUCUGCACCAAACCCCAGGCUUUCAGUGAGUGUAGUUGGUGCCGUGUGUGCUUUAUGUUGACGUGAUGGUGAUCAGAAAAUAAACUCAUUCUUUUUUUGACAUUGUGUAUGAUAAUAACAGAAACAGAUCUUCCUUCUGGCUUCAUAAAUGUCCCUGAGAAAAUAAAAUUGUCCAAUCAAGA